AUGUCGGCUGUAGUUGCAUCGCCAUCAUCCCUUGCCGCGCCCACGGCCCCGUCGUCGUCGUCGUCAGCGACGCCAUCCUCCUCUCGUCUCCCCGAUUCGACAUCGAGCGCAAAGAAGCGCAAGAUGGACGAGUCCCACGACGACGAGGACGACGACGACGAAGAGAACGACCUGGACGAAUCCUCGUCCGCUUCCAACUCUCCCUCAAAGGCUGCCAACACUGGCGGUCGCAGAAAGGCCAGCGACGAGGAGCGCAAGGCUCGUCUCGAAGCCCGUCAAGCCCGAAACCGUCUCUCCGCACAGUACUCGCGCGAACGCAAGAAGGCUUAUAUGGAGCAGCUCGAAGGCUCCAUCAACGCGCUCAAGACCGAGAACACCCUCCUUCGCCAACAGCGUGACCAAGAUCAGCUCGUCCGCCAGUCCCUCGAGUCCAAGCUCAAAGAAGCUCAGAUCCGUGUACACACGCUCGAGACCAUCCUCCGCACCGUCGCCCCGUCCCUUGUUCCGCUACUCAUGUCGUCGUCGUCAUCAUCAUCCUCUGUCUCCCUCCCUUCCGCUUCAUCGGCUAACGCCGCCUCCUCCACUUCGUCGACGGCUCCGCAGCUUGCUGCAGAGUCGUCCGCCGAUCUCGCGUCUGCACUUCUGCAGAACGCCGUCCCAGCAGCGGACGUCUUCACUCCGUUCGACGGUGUCGCUGGCAACGGAGCCUCUGCCGUGCCCAAGGUCGGAAGCAAUGUCGAUGCCAACGGCAGCAGCAUCGUCGCACAAGGAUACCCGCUCGCCAACCAGAUUAGCGUCUCCGCCGCAGAGCAGCCGUCGUCGAUCGCGGCCGACUCCCGCAGCGCUCUGUGUGAGCCUGCCGCCGAAGCGAAGGCAAGCCGCGCUGCCGUUGAAGCUGAAGCUAUCCUCUCCCACUUUAUCGACCUCGACGCCAAGUUCGCCAACAGUGACGCGGCGGCUGCGGCUCAAGAUCAAGGUGCCUCGGCGCCUGCCGCCUCGACUCCAUUUGUAUCUGUGGGCGAGGUGCAUGCAGCAGCAGCAGCAGGCGGCGCUCUGCGAUCAGCAGAAGCCGCUGCAGGUGGCCUCGCAGGCCUGAGCACCGUCUUUGCGGGUGCGCACGACGCGAGCACGGCCAGCGACAUGAGCCACGGCGACCCGUUCAAGUUCAACACGAUCAGCUUGGCCCCGACCGACAUCGACGGCAGCAAGGAGCAAGACGCGCAGCAGCGGUUCGCUCUGCUCAACUCUGCCCUGCUGCCCAGCGAGAGGAGCGUGUGGGAGCUUGCCACCGACGCGAUGCUCGAGGACAUCUACGGCAAGGCGCAAGAUGCGGAGGCGGACAGCGCCGACACGAGCCUCGCCACCACGGAUGCGUCGUCGCACUCGGAGGGCAGCGUGGGCUCGUCGCCGUUUGACCUGGUCGACCUCGACAUUGAGAUCGAAGAGCCGAUGCAGCUUCACAUCCAAGACGACAGCGCGGCGCUCGAUGCGUCUAGCAUGCUGGCUGCGGGCCACCAUGUCAAGGCCGAAGCCGGCAUGGACUGGCCCGGCCUGCUCGCCUCGCUGGUGGCCUGA
Molecule: messenger RNA, 1575 nt
Organism: Moesziomyces antarcticus
Lineage: Eukaryota; Fungi; Basidiomycota; Ustilaginomycetes; Ustilaginales; Ustilaginaceae
Exons: 2
Coding region: 1-1575 (524 amino acids)
Biological process (GO): regulation of DNA-templated transcription
Molecular function (GO): DNA-binding transcription factor activity
Source: RefSeq, a predicted model, not a curated record